AUGCCACAUGGAAAGCGAGGCAAGCCAGCAGCAAUGGGGUGGUGUUCGUUGUGUGGUGUGUGCUGUGGCCUUGUGGUCAUGCUCAAUCUCAUGUACCCUGCUUCACAAUUGCGUGCCAUAAAGUACCCCUUUGUUCACAGCGUAGAAGGUGAGGAAGGCCAGCACAAUAAGGUCUUUUCUCUUGAUACACAUGUGCCUUGCGUUUUUCCACUUGGCUGCUUGGCAGUGACCCCUACUACCCGUAAACUACAUGGGGCACGUCCUUCUGGGACUUGGAAGGAGAGCUUGCAGAGAACAGCAGUUGCGCAACAGGACAUCCUGAGAGAAACCAGUGUUGGAUGCAAGAUAGGAAUGGGACUCUAA
Messenger RNA from Ostreobium quekettii, 363 nucleotides. The record is from the annotation of a GenBank genome assembly. Lineage: Eukaryota; Viridiplantae; Chlorophyta; Ulvophyceae; Bryopsidales; Ostreobiaceae.